GCUUCGUCUGCUCCCUCCGGAAAUACACUCUCUCUCUCUCUCUCUCUUCUGCUCUGUUCUUCUGCUACAAUAACAGAGAACAGAGGAAGGACGACGUUCAUCAUGAGUCGUCUUGCGCCGCUCUCGGAGGAGCCCAUCGACGAAGAAGAAGAAGACGCCAAGAACCGCCUGAAGAAGGGCCGGUCAUGGCGGAGCUGGCUCAAGUCCCAGCUGAUCUCCAUUUCCUCCUUCACCAUGUUCGGCAAGAAGUCCAGCCAUCUCAACGUCCUCCUCAGCGUCCUCGGCUGCCCUCUCUUCCCCGUCUCCUCCUCCCUCCACGAGUCCUCCAUUAACGAGGUGUCAUCCUCUGCGCAAUACAUCGUACAGCAUUUCGCGGCUGCGACGGGCUGCCGGAAGCUGGAGGGGAGGGUCAAGAACAUCUUCACUACCGGGAAGGUUGUGAUGGCGGUAGUGGAUGACCUUGGAUCGGGCGGCUCGGCUGCGAAUGGGGCCGCAUCCGCCGGGCAGCAGAAGGGGUGCUUCGUGAUGUGGCAGAUGUUCCCCAACAAGUGGCUGAUCGAACUAGCGGUGGGUGGCCACAAGGUUGUGGCCGGCUGUGACGGCCACGUCGCCUGGCGGCACACCCCGUGGCUCGGCUCUCACGCCGCCCGUGGCAGCGUGCGGCCUCUCCGGCGAGCGCUUCAGGGCCUAGAUCCAGUGUCUAUAGCGGUGAUGUUCUGUGCGGCACAGUACAUGGGAGAGAAGAUGAUCAUGGAUGUCGAUUGCUUCAUCCUCAAAUUGUCAGCUGACCAGAAGGACCUCGCUGAUCGGAGCGAUGCCACUGCCGAGAUGAUCAAGCACACGGCCUACGGCUACUUCAGCCAGCGAAGCGGGCUCCUGGUCUACUUGGAGGACUCCUACCUGACAAGGAUACAGUCCCCGGGGACUCACCCUAUGUACUGGGAGACUACGAUUGGGUCCAAAAUUGAGGAUUACCAGCCGGUGGAUGGAGUGAUGAUUGCCCAUUCUGGCCAGUCAUCAGUCACAAUCACACGGUUCGGGGACAACAUUGAUCUCAAGGCUGGCCCUGCAAUCACUCGGCUGGAGGAGACUUGGUUGAUCGAUGAUGUGGCGUUCAACAUCCCUGGUCUCUCGAUGGAUAGCUUUAUUCCUCCCGGCGAUGUACGGGAUCAUAAGUUCCCUGGGGAUGAUCUCGACUGUAAAUCACCGAUCCGGUGAUGGUGGGAUGAAUUUGGGGCUGCCACGGUGUGGUUGGUUCCUUGUUUAGAUGCUCUCUUUGCUUCCGUUGAGCUUGGUCAUGGUCCAGCUAAUUGAUCUGGGUCAAAUGUUCAUUUUGUUCUGUAUAUAAGUUCAUAGCAUUGAAGGAAAAAAAAAGAAGAUGCAGAGAUGAUGAGAAGUCAAUUUUUCAUGGUCCAUAGGAUGGAAUUUUCCAAAUAA
Molecule: messenger RNA, 1437 nt
Organism: Punica granatum (pomegranate)
Lineage: Eukaryota; Viridiplantae; Streptophyta; Magnoliopsida; Myrtales; Lythraceae
Source: RefSeq, a predicted model, not a curated record